Galdieria sulphuraria is the source of this 1945-nucleotide messenger RNA. RefSeq names its product CTD small phosphatase like isoform 1. Lineage: Eukaryota; Rhodophyta; Bangiophyceae; Galdieriales; Galdieriaceae. Gene Ontology annotation, molecular function: phosphoprotein phosphatase activity. The record is from RefSeq and is a predicted model, not a curated record. The transcript is spliced from 3 exons. Bases 119 to 1591 code for a protein of 490 amino acids.
CCUUCUGCUCCCAAAGAUACAUAUUAGAAAUCCACCUAAGUGAACUUGGCGCCUUUUCUCUUCCUAGCAACUUUCACUUGGUUGACUUUGAAAAGAAGAAAUUUUUAGCGAGAAACUUAUGAAGACUGCCCUUGUAGAGGGUCCAGAACCUCAAACACUUGCACUGACAACAGAAAAUUCACUUGAUAGGUCUUUGUUGUUUGGAAACAGUCCCAGUGCAUACAAAGAGAAGAAAAGUAGUGUAAAAAGCUCGCUAAAGUUGAGGACACAGCAAGACGAAGAGAGCUGUAACGAGGACUUGGACUGGACUACAGAAUUUCCAUACACUCAUCCUGCAGGUUUUGAAGAUGAAGAACGGCAUUCCUAUUUGAGAUCCAUUGACCUGAGCCAACUUGUUAGAAAACAUAGUCGUCAAUCUCGCAUUGAUGACUAUAUAGAGAAAUAUGAGUUCACACCUAAUUCCUAUAGAGCAUCGACUGGAGCAGAUAUCAACGAUGAUGGAAACGAUUCGGAAGACUCCUCGAGAAAUUCACGGUCUAAGAAAAAAUCAAGUCUGAGCAAAAGUGUCUUAAGCUCAAAUACUCGGCGAAGGAAAAAGAAAACACUGAAAAACUCAUUUGACACCAUAUUUUCUCCCAUUUACACUUUCUUCCAAAAGCCCAAGACACCAACAACUCCUCCUGCCCAUGAACAUGAAGAGGAGCCAAUGAUAUCGACAACAAACAUUGAAGAGUACGAGAGCGAUAAUUCUUUAACUGUCACUCCUAUGGUUUUGGACGAUCCUGAACAACCAGAAGACAUGAAUCAUAUGAAUAUGGAACAUUGUGAUGCUGCAAAUUUGGAACAGGAUCCAUCUGAGAGACCUUUUCUAGUGGAAGACAUGGAACCAUAUGAAUUCAUUGCAGCCUUGCCCAAUGCCAAUGACAUUUGUAAUUUUCCUUCACUUUGUGUUCCAUCGAAGAAUCCAAGUGACCCACAGAUCACUUUAGUUUUGGACUUGGAUGAAACUCUCGUUCAUUGCUCUACAGAUCCUUGUCAAAGUGCCGACUUGAUCUUUCCUGUAUACUUUGGAGGAACAGAGUAUCUCGUCUAUGCCAAGAAACGUCCUUUUUUAGACUAUUUUCUCAGUGAAAUCAGAAAAUAUUUUGAAGUCAUUGUUUUUACUGCCUCACAGCAGGCAUAUGCAGAUACUAUACUAAAUUUAUUGGAUCCAGAAGGAAGCUAUUUCAGACAUCGGGCUUUCCGAGAUAGUUGUGUGUUUAUUGAAGGCAAUUUUUUGAAGGAUUUGAGAGUCCUGGGUAGAGAUCUGAGCAAGUGUGUUAUCCUCGACAAUUCUCCUCAAGCAUUUGGUUUACAAGUUGAAAAUGGUAUCCCCAUAACUACGUGGGUUGAUGAUAGUGAAGAUAGAGAACUCCUGGAUCUCUUACCGUUUUUGAAGCAACUAUCGAAUUGUGAGGAUGUUCGUCCAUUCUUGAGUAAGCGGUUCCAUCUUGCAGAUCUUGUGGCACACUGUCGCAACGUAAUGUACAUGGAUUCAACUGAUAGAUUCCACUUUGACGAUGAGAAAGAUAUAUUUGUAACGGUAUCUUAAUGUGCUAUUUUUCGCUCCUAUGCCGAAUGAGAAAAAUUGUUGAAGAAUUGCCUCUACCAGUGUUUUGUUUCUGCCUUUUUGUACCUGAAUGAUGCCUCUUUUUUGAGAGUCAACAACAUUGAACGGCUAUAUACAUCGAAACCAAUAAAACUAUCAAGAGCUAUAUUAAUUUUUAUUUAUUAUGAAGGGCUUUAUAUAUAUAUAUAUGUUUCAUCUAUUUCCGUAUUAUAGAUAUUCUGAAACUUUGAUUGAUUCCACGGUAAUUAUUCUCUCAAUUGUGGUAGAGAUUUUCUACACUUGAAAUGGAACAGAAAAGGAGAAUGGUAGAAAUGUCCAGCUCUAAUCCGUUCAUGC